GAAAGCGCGGAUGUCUUUGCUCCGCUCGAGAAAUAAGAGCGUAUAAAACAGUGCUCCGCAUUUUCGGAGGCAUUUCUGCUAUCGGGGGUUAAGAAUGAGAAGCCCUUUCCUUUCGUGGACUCUGGGAAUUGGAUUCAGGCUGUGGGUCUCGGAGCCGGCUUCUCCGUCUCACACGGAGGCGGGACCGGGCUUCGGGUUGCUCUCGGGGAUGCUGGGAAAUGUAGUCCAGGAGCUCCGCGUUGUUGGAGGUAUUUCCGCUGCGGGAGGUUAAGAUCGCGGCCUUCAUUUCUGUCGGGGAGAGGGACAAGACCUAGAAUGCUGGUUCUGGGGUGAGAGCUGGAUUCCGAUUCCGCCCCUGCAUUUUGACCUUACCAAGCCUCAGCUUCCUCGUCUGUUAAAUAGGAGCGACUGUCCUCAUCAUCAUCAUUGAUUGAGAACUUCCUAAAAUGCCAGCUGAGGAUGGGCUCAGACGUGUAGGUGAUUGGACCAAAGUCACACGACUUGUACAAGAGUAGCUUCCUCACAGGACUCAGCCCUUCCCUAGAAGUAGAAGGAGGACAAAAUGACCAAGUUCAAGGAGGCGGUGACGUUCAAGGACGUGGCUGUGGUCUUCACGGAGGAGGAGCUGGGGCUGCUGGACCCCGCCCAGAAGAAGCUGUAUGGAGACGUGAUGCUGGAGAACUUCCGGAACCUGCUCUCUCUGGGGCACCAACCCUUCACACCAGAUGCAGUACCCCAGUUCAAGAGGGGAGGAAGGCUUUGGAUGAUAAAGGCAGCAACCCAGAGCCACGGCUCCACAGGAGACAGGAAUCUAAAUGAUGCGGAGACUCUUCAGGAAAUUGGAUUAAAGUACCUGCCACAUGAAGAGCUUUUCUGCUCACAAAUCUGGCAACAGGUUACAAAGGAGUUAAUCCAGAGCCAAGAUGCCAUGGUAAAUAUCCAAGGAACUGGCUCUCAGCUGGAAAAACAGGGUGAUGCACUCUAUAAAGAUGGGGAGUUUGGUAAAGGCUUUAAUCAGACUUCGUGUCUUCAAAUUCACCACAGAGACCACACAGGAGGAAACCCCUAUAAGGGGGGAGAGUGUGAGAAUGGUUUCAUUGAGCACUCUCAUCUUCAGACUCACCAGACAGCCCAUGUGGGAGAGAAGCCCUAUAAAUGUGAAAAAUGUGGAAACACCUUCCGCCGACUUUCAAGCCUUGAAGCCCAUCAGAGAGUCCACAGCAGGGAGAAAUCGUACAAACACGAUACAUCGCGUAAGGGUCUCAGACAGAGGUCACAUCUUCGCCAUCCGCAGAGAGCCCCCCCUGGAGAGAAUCCACACAAGUACGAGGAGUGUGGGAGGAGCGUCCGGAGAAGCUCCCAGUGUCAAGCUCCUCUGAUAGUCUGCACGUUGGAGAAACCUUAUAAAUGUGAGGAGUGCGGGCAGAGCUUCAGUCAGGGCUCGUAUCUUCAAGUCCACCAGAGAGUCCACGUGGGAAAGAAACCCUAUAGAUGUGAAGAGUGUGGGAAGGGCUUCAGUUGGCGUUCGCGACUGCAGGCUCACCAGCGAAUCCACACAGGAGAGAAACCAUACAAAUGCGAGGCCUGUGGCAAGGGCUUUAGUUACAGCUCACACCUUAACAUCCAUUGUCGAAUCCACACAGGAGAGAAACCCUAUAAAUGUGAAGAGUGUGGGAAAGGCUUCAGUGUGGGCUCACACCUUCAGGCCCAUCAGGUCAGCCACACUGGAGAGAAACCUUACAAAUGCGAGGAGUGUGGGAAGGGCUUCUGUCGGGCCUCAAAUCUUCUGGACCAUCAGAGAGGCCACACUGGUGAGAAACCGUAUCAGUGUGAUGCCUGUGGAAAGGGCUUCAGUCGUAGCUCGGAUUUUAACAUUCACUUUAGAGUCCAUACGGGAGAGAAACCCUAUAAAUGUGAGGAGUGUGGGAAAGGCUUCAGUCAGGCCUCAAAUCUUCUGGCCCAUCAAAGAGGCCACACUGGAGAAAAACCGUACAAGUGUGGUACGUGUGGGAAGGGCUUCAGCCGGAGUUCAGAUCUUAACGUUCAUUGUAGAAUCCACACGGGAGAGAAACCCUAUAAAUGUGAGAAGUGUGGUAAGGCCUUCAGUCAGUUCUCGAGUCUUCAAGUGCACCAGAGAGUCCACACUGGAGAGAAACCGUAUCAGUGUGCGGAGUGUGGGAAGGGCUUCAGCGUGGGUUCACAGCUCCAAGCCCAUCAGAGGUGCCACACUGGAGAGAAGCCGUACCAGUGUGAGGAGUGUGGGAAAGGAUUCUGUCGGGCCUCGAAUUUUCUGGCUCAUCGUGGCGUCCACACGGGAGAGAAACCGUACCGGUGUGACGUGUGCGGUAAGCGCUUCAGACAGAGAUCCUAUCUUCAAGCCCACCAGAGGGUCCACACUGGGGAGAAGCCGUACAAGUGUGAGGAGUGCGGGAAGGUCUUCAGUUGGAGCUCAUACCUUCAAGCCCAUCAGAGGGUCCACACUGGAGAGAAACCAUACAAGUGUGAGGAGUGCGGGAAGGGGUUCAGUUGGAGCUCAAGCCUUAUAAUUCAUCAGCGAGUGCAUGCUGACGAUGAGGGUGAUAAAGACUUUCCCACCUUGGAGGAUUCACGCAGGAAGGAAGCUCCAGAAAAGUGUUCUGCCCCAGAGAUGAUUCUUGUUGGGUGCAUUGUCUCAAUUUCCAUCAUAUCAGAAUCUCAGCUGCCACCUUGGAAGCCACAAGAUGACACAAGUCAACACACAACAGUGAAUGUGCGUGGGGGGCAGGAAUGGAGUAUCCGUGCCCUGAUCUGCUCUUCAAGUUGGACACUACCAGGCACAGAUCUGCCUCAGCAGGACUCUAUUCCCAGAAUCUGUACAUCUCCAGAAGUAGCAAGAGAAAAUGACCACAUUCAAGGAGGUAGUGACAUUCAAGGACGUGGCUGUGGUCUUCACGGAGGAGGAGCUAGGGCUGCUGGACCCCACCCAGAGGAAGCUGUACCGAGAAGUGAUGCUGGAGAACUUCGGGAACCUGGUCUCUGUGGGGCAUCAACCAUUCAAACGAGAUAUGGUCCACUUGGUAAGGGAAGGAAAGUUUUGGAUGAUGAAGUUAGCAACCCAAGGAAAAGGCAAUUCGGGACCCUUCUGAUUACAUUCCUCCCGGAUAAUCCAGGACGAUCUUCCUCUUUUUCUGAUCAGCUGAUCAGCAGCCUGCAUUGCAUCUGCAACCCAGGAGACAAAAUCCAACACAAGAUGGAGACUAUUCCUAAAGUGGAACCACAUGAAGAACUUUCUUGCUGGCAAAUCUGGCAGCAUAUUGCAGAUGACUUAACCUGGUGUCACGACUCCAUGAUAAAGAGUUCUCAAUUCCACAGACAAUGGGAUUUACCCAGCCACGUUGAGGCAGCACGGUCUAAAACCCACACAGGCCAGAAGACUUCCCUGGGAAAUGAGUGCAAAAAGAUCUUUAGUGAUACCUCCCACUGUGAUCUUCAACACAUAAACUCAGGGGAGAAGUCUCACACAUGUCGCGAGUGUGGGAAAUGCUUCUUUUAUAGCUCAGCGCUUCGUAUUCAUCAGAGAGUUCACCUGGGAGAGAAACGGUAUAGGUGUGAGGAGUGCGGUAAGGAAUUCAGUCAGAGCUCAUGCCUGCAAACUCAUCAGAAAAUCCACACCAUAGGGAAGCCAUUCAAAUGUGGGGAAUGUGGGAAAGGCUUCAGUCGUAGAUCAGAACUUAGUAAUCAUUGCAGGUUACACUCGGGAGAGAAACUUUAUAAGUGUGAGGGAUGUGGAAAGGCCUUCAUUAAUGCUUGCCAUCUUCAGGACCAUCAGAGAGUCCAUACCGGGGAGAAGCCAUUCAAGUGUGAUAUCUGUGGUAAGAACUUCCGUCGUAGAUCAGCACUUAAUAGUCAUUGUGUGGUCCACACGGGAGAAAAACCAUACAAGUGUGAGGAGUGUGGGAAGUCCUACACUUGGCGUUCACGUCUUCGUAUCCAUAAGAAGGUCCACAUGGGACAGAAACCAUACAAAUGUGAAGAAUGUGGAAAGAGCUUCUUUUCUAGGACACAUCUUUAUUAUCAUCGGAGGUUCCACACAGAGGAGAAACCUUAUAAUUGUAAGGAAUGUGGGAAGAGCUUCAGGUGGGUCUCACCUCUUUUGACACAUCAGCGAGUCCACAGUGGAGAAAAACCAUUCAAAUGUGAAGAAUGUGGGAAGGGAUUUGGUCAGAAAUCGUGCCUGCAAGCUCAUCAGAAAGUCCACACCAGAGAAAAGCCAUACAAAUGUGAGGAAUGUGGGAAGGGCUACAAGACGAGCUUGGAUCUUGAUGUGCACCAGAGUGUCCAUUUGGGAGAGAACCCAUACACCUGUAAGACAUGUGGUAAGCACUUCACUAGGACCUCAAAUCUUAAAGUUCAUCAGAGAGUCCACACUGGAGAGAAACCGUACAAAUGUAAUGUGUGUGGUAAGGUCUUCAGUCAAUCUGGACAUUUAAAAUCUCAUCAGAGAGUUCACACAGGGGAGAAACCUUACAAGUGUGAGAUAUGCAGUAAGCAGUUCAGUUCAAGUUCGUAUGUUAAAAUUCAUCACAGAAUCCACGUUGAGGAUAAAUCUCAUUCUGUCUCAUAGGAGGGAAAACAUUUGUUUCAUUAAAGUGAAUGUUUCAGCCGUAGCUGAAUGCAUCCUGGUGAUCCCAAGGUCACAUAAGUGGUGCAGUGUACAAGGUACAAGAACCUUGGCAGUUGUAGCUAUCACUCCAGAAAAAGGCCUAAAUAUAACAAUUUCUUUAGGCCUUUAUCAGAUUCUAAUGGUGGAUGUUAAAAUCGAUGUCCCCUGAAAUAGAAGCUUCAUGAGGGCAGGGAGUUUGUUUGCUGCUGAAUCUAUACAAUCAGCAUUGAAUAGCACUCUGUGUAUGCACUUAGUACACAUUUGUUAAAUGAAUCAAAAGGAAGAGAGAAUUAGGGAAGAUUGUGGAGUAGGAGGACGCUAAGCUCCACUCCUCUCAUCGAUGCAACUAGACAACACUCACAUCAGCGUAAAUAACCCAGAAAUUGACCCCGACACUGGCAGAACAAAGUCAACAUCUAAAGGUAGAGAAGAGGCCAUAUCAGAGAAGGUAGGAAGGGCAAAGAUGCAGUUUGGGAGUGAGCCAGACUGGCCGUCUGUGGAGGAGAAGGAACCAGUGGUGUGGAGAAGACAAAAAACAGACUGUCACACUGGGGAGCCCACAUGGGGAAGAUGAAUCCCUGUAACACUUGGCUUUGAAAGCAAGAGGGGCCAAAUGGCAUGAGUUCUCAGCAGCCAGCUGGACUUAAAGCCUGGAUUUCCAGUGUCUGUGGGCUGGGCUCUGGGAGAGCACGAUGAACAGCUGGUGGAGACACAACCAGGAAUCAAGUUUGGCAAAUGCCAGGGGCAGACAGCAGGGACAGCAAUUUACUGAGUGUGGCCUGGAGAGGCAGGGAUCAUGGGGACACUCCUUUGGGAACAAAGGAGGGAACCAUUUCCCUCCCUGGCCCCCCCAGCAUAAGCACAUGGGUACCUGCUGGCACCAGCAUGGCGCCCACACUCCUUACCUAACUUGGUUACACCAGCCCCUGCCCCCCUGUGCUCUGGUGGGUCUGCCUUUCCCAAUCACACCUGCUUCAGUCCCGGCACGGUGAAGACCAGAGCAAGCCUACCUUGUCUCCUGACCUGUGUGUUUUGCAGAACAUCAGUUCCAGAGGUGGCAGCUUCAACAGGUCUCAUUUCACAAACAGACCAGCACAUAUUAAAAUGGGCUCUACCCAGCUGGGACCAAACACUGCCCACAAUAGGCAAAGAGAGCCUCUGCAGGUGACCAGACUGAAUAAAAAGAGCCCAGGACACAGCACUGGGGCACAAGCAACACACAUAGGAGACCCCGCCCCUGAAGCGACAGGUCCCAGGAAACAGGAGACCGUGCACUGCAGGGCACUACAGGACUUGUUCUUCAUAAGGGCAUUACCUUCGAGAGCAAGAGACACAGCUGACUUUCCUAAUAUGCAGAAAUAGACAUGGAGACAAAAUGAGAUGGGAAUAUCUCCCAAAUGGAAGUACAGGACCAAACCACAGCAAGAGACCUAAGCGAAAUGGAUAUAAGUAAUAUUCCAGACAGAGAAUUUAAAGUAAUGAUCACAGAUACUCACUGGGUUUGAGAAGAGUGGAGGACAUCACUGAGACCCUUAAUAGGUCUCAGGACCCUUAAUAGAUUAAAAAGAACCAAGCAGAGAUGAACACAAUAAAUUAAAAAUGCACUUGAUGGGAUAAGAAGAAGGUGAGAUGAAACAGGAAUGAAUGAAUGCCCUGGAAGAGAGAGUAAUGGAAAGUAAGCCACACAAAUGAGAGGAAGAAAAUCAUGGAGAUUGAGGAUAGGGAACUCAAUGACUCCAUCAAGCAUAAUAGCAUAAUAACAUUUGCAUUAAAGGGACCCCAAAAGAAAAGGGGGCAGAAAUUUUACCUGAAGAAAUAAUAGCUGAAAACUUACCUAAUGUGAGGAAGGAAACAGAUAACCAGAUCCAGGAGGCACAGAGAUCCACCCAAAAAAUCAGCCCAAGGAUGUCCACACCAAGAUACAUAUUUGUUAAAAUGGCAAAAAGUGAUAAAAUAUUUUAAAUGAACCAAAGAGGCAAAAUGUGCAAUCUUUACAAGUUGUAUUUGGAAAAGGAAACCAGCAAAAAACUAAUAAAUAAUUCUGAGGAACAAAUAGUUGAAAUGCAGAAAUACACUGAGUACUGUGUUCCACAGCAUUAUUUUGGUAGUUUCCUAUUAUGGUUGGCUCUGGCUAUCAGCCUGUGUUCUGAGGUUGAGUUCUUAUUUUUCUUGUCUUGAUCUCAUAUCCCAUUGGUUUACGCAGUAGCAGUUGAACUCGUGAUUUUUUCUCACAUUGCAGACUGAAACCAUUUAACUUCACAAUAACUGGCCACUGCACAUAUCUUAAUUGAAUUUUCUCAACAAAGUUAAGGCAAGGGCUCAAAGAAACACUAAAAACAUCAGAUUUAUAUAGUAGUGAUAAAAACUUUUUAAUUUUGAAUUUGUCAUUGAGUUUUAAAUUUCUGCAUUUCCAUGUAGUCUUUGAUAUGAUUGCCUUCUAAUUAGGAUUUUUUUUAAAUCAAACUUCUGUGGUAGAAAUUUAUGCCAAUUUGAAGGACAUUUGUCAGCUUCCCAUAUUUUCCCCUCAUCCCCAUGAAAAUAAAUACUAGAAAAAUUUGGGAUUUGGUGAUUGCAUCAAAUACAUUAAUUACAGGGUGCAGAAAUGACAGUUACAUGUUUUUCUUGGUGACAAUAAAAACAUUUUUUUGAAAAGCAGUAUACUUCAGAAUGUGUAACAUGCAACUUCGAUCUGGAAAUCGUACUAUAGGAAACAUACUAUGAGAUUCAAACAAUGAAAAGAUGAAUACCACAUCAGUAAUGUCACAGAGUUUUAACAAUGGAUAUAACAGGUGUUCAAUAAGAAUUUGUUUAAAUUUCACAUAUUCCCGUAAUAACAUGGGGCCAUUAAAUUAAUGUCAAGGACAUGUAAUAGCAGGAGAAGAACAUAAUAAAAGUUUUGUCAAAUCAGA
This is a messenger RNA of Felis catus (domestic cat), 7551 nucleotides long. It is a transcript of the gene ZNF45, whose product is annotated as zinc finger protein 45. Gene Ontology annotation, biological process: regulation of transcription by RNA polymerase II. Gene Ontology annotation, molecular function: DNA-binding transcription factor activity, RNA polymerase II-specific; RNA polymerase II cis-regulatory region sequence-specific DNA binding. Bases 563 to 4603 code for a protein of 1346 amino acids. NCBI's taxonomy places the organism in Eukaryota, Metazoa, Chordata, Mammalia, Carnivora, Felidae. The record is from RefSeq and is a predicted model, not a curated record. The transcript is spliced from 13 exons.